AUGGGGGUGUCAGAGAAUACGAAGGGGCUGAUACUAGCGAUGGCGUCGAGCGCCUUCAUAGGCGCGAGCUUCAUCUUGAAGAAGAAGGGUCUCAAGCGCGCUGGAGCUGCCGGUACUCGAGCAGGAGUUGGUGGUUAUACGUACUUACUAGAGCCACUUUGGUGGGCGGGCAUGAUCACCAUGAUUGGUGGAGAGGUUGCCAAUUUUGUGGCUUAUGUAUAUGCUCCAGCAGUUCUUGUAACCCCACUUGGUGCACUGAGUAUAAUAGUCAGUGCUGUUUUGGCUCACUUCUUGUUGAAGGAACGAAUACAGAAAAUGGGUAUUGUGGGAUGUGUUACCUGCAUCGUGGGAUCAGUGGUAAUCGUGAUCCAUGCACCUCAAGAGCAUACUCUAAAUUCUGUACAGGAAAUCUGGGUUCUGGCGACCCAACCAGCUUUUCUGGUUUACGUUGCUGCUACACUUUCCCUAGUGUUAACUUUGGUUUUGCAUUUUGAAACUCACUAUGGGCAAACAAAUAUACUAGUCUACUUGGGAAUCUGUUCCUUGAUGGGUUCACUUACGGUUGUAAGCAUAAAGGCCAUUGGAAUUGCAAUGAAGCUAACUCUUGAGGGAGUAAGUCAGAUAGCCUAUCCUCAGACUUGGUUUUUUCUGACUGUUGCAGUAAUCUGCGUAGUUACACAGUUGAAUUACCUCAACAAGGCUUUGGAUACAUUCAAUGCAGCAAUUGUUGCCCCAGUAUAUUAUGUGAUGUUCACAACUCUGACCAUUAUUGCUAGUGUAAUAAUGUUCAAGGAUUGGUCUGGUCAGGAUGUAAGCAGCAUAGCCUCUGAAAUAUGUGGAUUCAUCACUGUUCUGUCAGGAACUAUCAUACUCCAUGCAACCAAAAAUGAGGAAUCAUCUACACAAGGAACUGUAACAUGGUACAUUAGAGAUUCAAUGAAGGGCUCUGAAGAUGAACGUUUGCUCACCUUACACAAUUCAGAUUAUCCUGAACCGUAA
Messenger RNA from Prunus armeniaca (apricot), 999 nucleotides. NCBI's taxonomy places the organism in Eukaryota, Viridiplantae, Streptophyta, Magnoliopsida, Rosales, Rosaceae. The record is from the annotation of a GenBank genome assembly.